AUGACGGGGCCCGGGCCUCACGUCUAUUUGAAGGAACUGUGUCGGCGGACUGUGCGAUGGCAGUACAUGACGGGGCCCGGGCCUCUCGUCUAUUUGAAGGAACUGUGUCGGCGGACUGUGCGAUGGCAGUACAUGACGGGGCCCGGGCCUCUCGUCUAUUUGAAGGAACUGUGUCGGCGGACUGUGCGAUGGCAGUACAUGACGGGGCCCGGGCCUCUCGUCUAUUUGAAGGAACUGUGUCGGCGGACUGUGCGAUGGCAGUACAUGACGGGGCCCGGGCCUCUCGUCUAUUUGAAGGAACUGUGUCGGCGGACUGUGCGAUGGCAGUACAUGACGGGGCCCGGGCCUCUCGUCUAUUUGAAGGAACUGUGUCGGCGGACUGUGCGAUGGCAGUACAUGACGGGGCCCGGGCCUCUCGUCUAUUUGAAGGAACUGUGUCGGCGGACUGUGCGAUGGCAGUACAUGACGGGGCCCGGGCCUCUCGUCUAUUUGAAGGAACUGUGUCGGCGGACUGUGCGAUGGCAGUACAUGACGGGGCCCGGGCCUCUCGUCUAUUUGAAGGAACUGUGUCGGCGGACUGUGCGAUGGCAGUACAUGACGGGGCCCGGGCCUCUCGUCUAUUUGAAGGAACUGUGUCGGCGGACUGUGCGAUGGCAGUACAUGGUCUAUUUGAAGGAACUGUGUCGGCGGACUGUGCGAUGGCAGUACAUGACGGGGCCCGGGCCUCUCGUCUAUUUGAAGGAACUGUGUCGGCGGACUGUGCGAUGGCAGUACAUGACGGGGCCCGGGCCUCUCGUCUAUUUGAAGGAACUGUGUCGGCGGACUGUGCGAUGGCAGUACAUGACGGGGCCGGGCCUCUCGUCUAUUUGA
Messenger RNA from Homalodisca vitripennis (glassy-winged sharpshooter), 870 nucleotides. RefSeq lists its product as uncharacterized. The transcript has a single exon. NCBI's taxonomy places the organism in Eukaryota, Metazoa, Arthropoda, Insecta, Hemiptera, Cicadellidae. The record is from RefSeq and is a predicted model, not a curated record. Bases 1 to 870 code for a protein of 289 amino acids.